AUGAUGGAUUCUAGUGGAAAUACAACCCUGCAUAAGGCUGUGUUGAGCCAACAUCUAGAUGUGGCUAAGCUCUUGGUGAAAGAAGAUCCUGAAUUUGAAUUUCUGCCUAACCAUGUGCAGGAGACACCGCUCUAUCUAGCGGAUGAAUCUGUUUUUCAUGAUGCUUUGAUUAUCAUCUUGAAAUACUUUAAGAAACUAACUUACAUUGUAGGUCCAUCUAAUAGAACGCCUCUGCAUGUAGAAGUAAUUCAGAAACAUAAAGGAUUGGAAGACGUAGUUUCUGAUAUGCUAGGGUGGAAAAUAUCCUUAGUGUACCUUCUAGCAGGCAGUGAAAAUGACUGGACUAUAGCAAUUGACAUUUCAUCCAUUGAAGGUGAUUGUGACAGCCUUGUUGAUGAGCCAGAUAGUCAUGGCAACACUCCUCUUCAUCUGCUUGCUGCCUCUGGUAACCAUGUGCCUGAAUUAAUAAAUCAUUCUAGAGAAAAGAAGAUGUCAUUUAACAAACAAAACCAGACUCCACUUGAUAUAGCAUUGUCAUGCAAAGAGACAACAAACAAGACAGUCACUUUCACCGCUGGUAUCACAUUGUCUGGAGGUUUUGAGAGCGACUCUGAUGGCGAUCAAGGGAUGGAUAUUCUAAUAAGGAAAACAACAUUUCGUGCAUUUAUUGUUUUCGAUGCCAUUUUCUUCACAUGCUCAGCUAUUGCCAUAUUCAUCUACUUCCUCAUGGCAGAUGAAAGUAGACCACCACAUUUGGAAAUUGUAAAUAAGCUUUAUGAUCUUAUAGGUUACCACUCUAUUUUAUAG
Capsicum annuum is the source of this 807-nucleotide messenger RNA. RefSeq names its product ankyrin repeat-containing protein NPR4-like. The record is from RefSeq and is a predicted model, not a curated record. Bases 1 to 807 code for a protein of 268 amino acids. Gene Ontology annotation, molecular function: protein binding. The transcript is spliced from 5 exons. Lineage: Eukaryota; Viridiplantae; Streptophyta; Magnoliopsida; Solanales; Solanaceae.